GGGCGGGGUGAGGCCGACGUGUGGCCCCGGCUCCGGGCUCGGUUCCCCCUGGCCGCGGCUCGCCUGGGGCUGGCCGCGGUGCGGAGAGCGGGGAAAGCCACGGGCCCCUUCUCUGAGGCGCCCCCGGGGCUCCCUCGGCUCCCGUGCCGCCGUGACCCGCCCGGCGGAGGGGCGGCGGUGGGUCCCCAGCGCGCCGGUGCCCGUCUGCCCCCGCUGCCUCCGCCCGCGGGCCCCGUCGGGCUUUGCACGGCCAAAAGUUAAAAUGUGUGAUGAUGGUGUCCCAGAUUAUUGGCGUAUUGGGGAGAAAUGCCUUGCCCCUUGUCUUGAAAAUGGAAAACUUCAUGAAGGAACAAUAACUUCUCUUGAAAAGGACAAAAAUGGAAAAUUAUUUGCUGUUGUAUCAUUCUUGGAGUCUGAAGAAAGGAAAAUACUAGUAACAAAACUUUGUAAAGUAAAAGAUAGUAGAGGACCCUGGAAAAGCUUAAUAUUUGAUGAGGAUGAUCUGGAAAAGCCAUAUUUUCCUGAUCAAAAUCUUCCAUCUCCUGCAGUUGCUUUUAAAUUAUCUGACAAUGGCGAUUUUAUUCCAUAUACAAUUAACAGAUACCUGCGUGAUUAUCAAAGGGAAGGAGCCCAGUUUCUGUAUAAACACUAUGCUGAUAAAAGGGGGUGUAUUCUUGGAGAUGAUAUGGGCCUUGGAAAGACAAUACAGGUCAUUUCAUUUUUGGCUGCAGUGUUGCACAAAAAGGGAACGCGUGAGGAUAUUGAAAAUAAUAUGCCGGAAUUUUUACUAAGGACAAUGAAAAAGGGCUCAGAUUGUAACCCCAAGAAGACUUUCCUCAUAGUGGCCCCUCUUUCAGUGCUGUACAACUGGAAGGAUGAGUUAGACACAUGGGGAUACUUUAAGGUGGCUGUCUUACAUGGCAGUAAAAAAGACGAUGACAUGAGUCGCAUCAAGCAAGGGAAAUACGAAGUUGCUCUUACAACAUAUGAAAUACUUCGCCUGUAUUUGGAUGAAUUUAACAGUAUAGAGUGGUCUGCUGUGAUAGUGGAUGAAGCACACAGAAUCAAGAAUCCAAAGGCGCAAAUAACUCAAACCAUGAAGUCAUUAAAAUGCAGUGUUCGCAUAGGUCUUACUGGAACCAUUCUUCAAAACAAUAUGAAGGAACUUUGGUGUGUUAUGGACUGGGCUGUACCAGGACUUUUAGGUAGCAGAGAACAUUUCAAGAAGAAAUUCUCUGAUCCGGUGGAGCAUGGCCAGAGGCACACUGCAACUAAAAGGGAGCUAGCAACAGGUCGUAAGGCCAUGGUGAAGCUAGCAAGAAAAAUGUCUGGCUGGUUUCUGAGACGUACCAAAGCACUUAUCAGUGAUCAGUUGCCAAAAAAGGAAGACAGAAUGGUGUUUUGUUCCUUAACUGAAUUCCAGAAAGCAGUGUACCAGGCUGUGCUAGAGACAGAUGAUGUAACCUUGGUGUUAAGAGCAGGAGAGCCCUGUAGCUGCAACAGUGGCCGGAAAAGGAAGAACUGUUGUUACAAAGUAAAUGCACAUGGUGAAACAAUUAAGUCAUUGCACUUCAGUUACCUAAUGAUCCUACAGAAGGUUGCAAAUCAUGCUGCACUGCUGCAGACAGACAACACUAGCAAGCUGCAGGAAGCACAUAUCAAACGAGUUUGCAGCCAGGUGUUUUCCAGUUUUCCAGAUUUUGUGCAGUUAAGCAAAGAUGCAGCCUUUGAAACAAUUUCAGAUCCAAAAUACAGUGGAAAAAUGAAGGUCCUUCAACAGCUUUUAAAUCACUUCCGAAAAAAUAAGGAUAAAGUUCUUCUUUUCUCCUUUUCCACAAAGUUGCUGGAUGUGCUGGAACAGUACUGCAUGGCAUCUGGGCUAGAUUACCGAAGACUUGAUGGAAAUACAAAAUCAGAAGAUAGAAUCAGAAUUGUAAGAGAGUUCAACAGCAUUCAGGAAAUUAACAUAUGUCUUGUAUCUACAAUGGCUGGUGGAUUGGGUCUUAAUUUUGUUGGUGCCAAUGUUGUUAUACUGUUUGAUCCUACAUGGAAUCCAGCAAAUGAUCUUCAAGCGAUUGAUAGAGCUUAUAGAAUUGGCCAAUACAGAGCUGUUAAAGUGUUUAGAUUGAUAUCCUUGGGAACUGUGGAAGAGAUGAUGUACUUGCGACAAGUUUAUAAACAGCAACUUCACUGUGCAGUGAUUGGAACUGAAAAUGCCAGGCGAUAUUUUGAGGCAGUGCAAGGAUCAAAGGAACAUCAAGGAGAGCUUUUUGGGAUUCAUAACCUUUUCAAACUUAGGACUCAUGGGUCCUGUCUUACCAAAGACAUCUUGGAGAGGGAAGGGCAGGUAGAAGCAGGAGUCAUAACAGCAACUACAUGGCUGAAGGAAGAGAAUCGUUCAUGCAGCUCAGAAAAGUAUGAACAACCAGACUGUAAAGAAGAUGGAGAUCCCCAAAGCAUUCAGGCACAGUUAAAAAUAGAAGAGACGGAUUUUUGGGAUGACUUCAGUGAUGAUGAUAUUCUGGAGAGUUCUGUAAAAAAAUGUGACAGAAGGAAGCCAAGCAAUGGAAAUAAUUUCAUGGUAACAAAAGGACAGCUUUCGUUAAUGCAGUGCGGAUUCUCUAAGUUGUUGCAGAGAGAAAUUGAAACUACCAAAGAAGGGGAUGAUAAUUAUAAUUCUCAUAAUUCAAGUUCUGAUGAUCACACUGUAAGAAAAAUUGUAAAUAGCAAGCAUGAUGAUUUUCAGAAAUGUCAAACCAUUGUGCCUGUUUUGGAGCAUGGGAAAGCUGUUCUGUCAUCAAAUGGAACUGAUAAACAAGAUAUGCAUAGUACAGACUGGCUUGGAUUAUCAGGCUCUGAGGAGGAAGGGGACAGAAAAAAUGAGGAUCAAGGCAUUUCAAAGCAACGUGAUAUAGUCAUGGAAACUGAAAGUAGUUCUGAAGAGGAUGAUGAUGUCAUCUUUCCGACCCAAGUUCAAGUAUGCCAGCAACCAGUGCUUACUAAAGAAGUUGAAAUACACAGGUCAACAUCUGAAAAUUGUGAAGAGUUAGCAAAAGAAAAAGCUGGAUUUGUAUUUAAGGGAAACAGUAGACAAUUUGGAUUCCCCAGUACUGAGUCAAAUUUCAGCAAUGCCAUGUCUUUUGAAGACAUCAAGAAUGACACAGAGUUGAAAGGAGCAAGCGACAUAAGUGAUGAGUCUGAUGAUAUUGAACUUUCCCAUAAUUCUGAAUCAAGGAACCUAGGAACUUUGAACUUUCCAAAGUGGAAGGAGGGAUGUGCCCUUAACAAUGAACUAGAUAAUGUCUCCAAGUCUCUGCUACAAGCAAAGAAGCCCAAUAGAAAAGGAAAGGAAGGUGGUUCUCAGAAUAUAGAUGAAUUCUCAUCCUCUGAAGAUAACUUUCCAGUUGAGAAAAUUUAUGGCAGAAAGCAAAGUUGUAAGUGUAAACAACGGAGAGGCAGAGUUCAGUUUGGGUCUAAAAUGCUGUGUCCUAUUCAAGAUACCUCCGUUGCACAAAUGAAGCCUAGCAAUUAUGCUAUGCAUAGAACUUGUGCAAGUAAAACUGUAUUUGAGCAUCAAGAGCAAAAAAUGGAAUCAAUGGACAAAUAUUUAGAUGGUGUUCAAGAAGUGGCAUAUAUUCAUUCAAAUCAGAAUGUGGUUGGACCCAGCAAGGCUGAAAAUCACUUGAGCCGGUGGGCAGUGCGAGAUGUAUUUGAGUUGAAGCAGUUUUCCCAGCUCCCUGCUAAUGUAGCUGUCUGUAGUGCCAAGGUUGCUGAGCUUGAGGUUACUUACCAAGGGGGUGAGAACACAUGUGAGAUCCUAAAGCUUGAGAACAUUGUGAACAGCCCAUGGAAAUAAAGGAAAUGGACCACGGAUCAAAUAGAAAAACAUUGGGAAGAAACAGUGUAGAUCUGAAACCAAAUUUUGAACAGCAGAUGGCAAG
This is a messenger RNA of Corvus hawaiiensis (hawaiian crow), 3941 nucleotides long. RefSeq names its product ERCC excision repair 6 like 2 (gene ERCC6L2). The record is from RefSeq and is a predicted model, not a curated record. NCBI's taxonomy places the organism in Eukaryota, Metazoa, Chordata, Aves, Passeriformes, Corvidae. The transcript is spliced from 18 exons. Gene Ontology annotation, molecular function: ATP binding; ATP-dependent chromatin remodeler activity. The coding region runs from base 263 to 3856 and encodes 1197 amino acids.